CGUCCACCCCGACCCCUCACCACCACUCCUAAGAUGCCUCGCCAGUUUUUCGUCGGCGGAAACUUCAAGAUGAACCCGGGGACGCAGGAGCAGAAGAAGACGAUCGUCAAGGUUCUGAAUGAUGCGACGCUGGACCCCGCAGUCGAGGUGGUGAUCGCCCCGCCCGCGAUCUGGCUCAUCACCCUCCGCGAGAUCCUCCGCGGCGACGUCAAGGUGUCGGCCCAGAACUCAUACUUCAAAGCCUCGGGCGCGUUCACGGGUGAGAUCAGCCCCGCGCAGCUCGCGGACGCCCAGAUCCCCUACGUCAUCCUCGGCCACUCCGAGCGCCGAACGCUGUUUCACGAGACGUCCGAGCUUGUCGCGCAAAAGACCAAGGCCGCGCUGGAGGCGGGUCUCUCCGUGAUCCUCUGCGUCGGCGAGACGCUGCAGGAGCGCGAGGCGAACAAGACCGCCGAGGUCGUCCAAGCGCAGCUCAAGCCCGUCGUCGACACGCUCAAGGAGUCUGACUGGGCGAAUAUCGUGGUCGCGUACGAGCCCGUGUGGGCGAUUGGCACCGGCAAGGUCGCGACGUCGGGGCAGGCACAGGAAGCGCAUGCGGACAUCCGCGCGUACCUCGCGAAGGCGGUCUCCACCGCCGUCGCGGAGAGCACGCGCGUGAUCUACGGUGGCAGCGUCACCGCCGCGAACUGCAAGGAGCUCGCGACCCGGCAGGAUGUGGACGGUUUCCUGGUCGGCGGCGCGUCGCUCAAACCCGAGUUCGUGGACAUCAUCAAUGCGAAGAAGUCUGCGUGAGGCCCGCGAUCGCGCCAGUCUCCGGGGCGUGCACUGGCAGCUGAAACGAAGUAUAGAAAAGAUGUAAUUGUAUGUUCGCCGUCGGUUGGGCAGAAGCAGAAGCGGCAACAAUGAUAAUGAACGUAUCUCUAUUCUCUGCAUGGCCUUUCCAGUCUUGUCCAUCGACCGUCCGUCGCG
Molecule: messenger RNA, 969 nt
Organism: Fomitopsis serialis
Lineage: Eukaryota; Fungi; Basidiomycota; Agaricomycetes; Polyporales; Fomitopsidaceae
Product: Triosephosphate isomerase
Exons: 6
Coding region: 34-792 (252 amino acids)
Biological process (GO): glycolytic process; glyceraldehyde-3-phosphate biosynthetic process; gluconeogenesis
Cellular component (GO): cytosol
Molecular function (GO): triose-phosphate isomerase activity
Source: RefSeq, a predicted model, not a curated record